UGGUUCCUUAAAGACUUCUUCUGCAGCAAUUAAUUGCAGCUCAUCUCUUUGUGAAUAAGAAGAAAGAAAUGAUACCCUUGAUUCUUUCUACAGCUUUAGUUUUCCUUCCUUUUGUUUAUACUGCUUUUCAGAUUCUUGAAAACAAAACAUUUUUAAUAUACAACGAGGAUACUAAGCUCUGUUUAAUUGUUCCAACCUCUGAAGCAGUCACAACAGCUGCUUGCAACAAAAACACUGAGUUACAAAAAUUCAGGUGGGUGUCUGAUCACCAGGUGAUGAGUGUGGCAUUUGCCCAAUGUUUGGGAGUCCCCUCUAAGCAAAACCAGGCUGAAGUUUCUCUGUACCCCUGCAACAAGAAAAGUGAUUUCCAAAAAUGGGAGUGCAGAAACACAACCUUGGCAAUUCAAGGGGAAGAUCUAUUUCUCAGUGUUGGCAAAAGAAAAGGAGACAAUAUUGUACUGAACACGGGCUCAGCAGCACCAAAUAGAUGGAAGAUCUAUGGAACCAUGGAUAAUUUGUGUUCUCAAAGCCAUGAAGAUCUGUUUACGUUGCUUGGAAAUGCCAAUGGAGCUCCAUGUGCCUUCCCCUUCCAGCUGAGCGGUAAAUGGUACACCGGGUGCACAGCUGCUGGCAGGUCAGAUGGCUUGCUCUGGUGUGCAACAACUCCCGACUUUGACGUGAACCAUUUAUAUGGGUUCUGUCCAACUGGCAAUAAUGAUAGAUUUUGGAGUGCAGAUCCUUUGACAGGAACCUACUACCAGAUAAACUAUCAGUCGGCUCUGACGUGGCACCAAGCAAAGAAGAGCUGCCAGCAGCAGAAUGCAGAAUUGUUGAGUGUCACAGAGAUACAUGAACAAAUGUAUCUAAGAGAUUUGAUUGACAACAAGAGAUCCUCUCUCUGGAUUGGACUUAACAGCCUGAAUCUCAACAGCGGCUGGCAGUGGAGCGGUAACAUUCCCUUCAGAUACUUUAACUGGGCACCAGGAAGCCCUGAGCCUGAGCCUGAGAAACUCUGUGCAGUACUAAAUCCCAGAAGAGAUGCUAAAUGGGAAAACCAUCCCUGUGAGCUGAAACUUGGCUAUAUCUGUAAAAAGGAAAACUCCACACUGGAUCCUUUCAUUCUUCCAUCAGGGGAUGCAGAGCCUGUUAAAUGCCCAGAAGGAUGGUUGCCCUAUGGAGAUCACUGUUACAUGAUUCACAGAGAUCCCAGAGUAUGGAAAGAAGCCCUAAUUUCCUGCAAUGAGAGCAAUGGCAAUCUGGCCAGUAUCCACAACCCUGAAGAGCAUGGCUUCAUACUGUCUCAGCUUGGCUAUGAAGAUGCAGAUGAACUGUGGAUUGGUCUGAAUGAUCUCAACACUCAAAUGUACUUUGAGUGGAGUGAUGGGACUCCUGUGACAUAUGCCAAAUGGUUGCCUGGAGAACCAACCCAUUCAAUCAACGGGCAAGAAGACUGCGUCAUUAUGGCAAGAGAGGAUGGAUAUUGGGCAGACAGUGCCUGUGAUAGAAAGUUAGGUUACAUCUGCAGAAGAGAGCCCCUACAAGGAGUUUCUGGAACAGUAGACACAGAUCCUGCCUGCCUGAAGGGCUGGGAAAGACAUGGUUUUUACUGCUACCUUGUUGGUCAUUCCUCUGUAACAUUUUCAGAAGCAAAGAAAACUUGUGAAAGGAGCGGUGCCUAUUUAACAAGUGUAGGAGACAGAUAUGAGCAAGCCUACCUAACCAGCCUCGUUGGUCUGAGCUCUGAGAAGUACUUUUGGAUUGGUCUCUCAGACGUGGAAGAGCAAGGGAUGUUCAAGUGGGCAACUGGUGAAAGUGUUCUAUACACAAACUGGAACGCAGCAAUGCCUGGGAAUGAGGCCGGUUGUGUUGCUCUAAGGACAGGAAAUGCAGCUGGACUAUGGGACGUUCAGAACUGUGAAGUAAAGGCAAAAUUUGUCUGCAAAAAACAAGCUGAAAAAAUCACUCUUCCACUUGCUCCUAAAACCAUUUCUGAUUCCAAAUGUCCCUUGGGUUGGGAUACAAGCAAUAGCACCAAUUCAUGCUUCAGAGUUUUUGUGAGAGAAGAAAACCAGAAGAAAACAUGGUUUGAAGCCCGAGAUUUCUGCAGAGAAACAGGAGGAGACCUGGCUGCCAUUAGAAGUGCAGAAGAGGAAACAUUGAUAGAAAACUUAAUAAUAAAAAAAUCCUCAGCAUCUGAGACUUUCUGGAUAGGUUUGCAGUGUUUGGAUCCUGAUGAUGGGCUUUUCUGGAGUGAUGGAUCCCCGGUGAAUUAUAAGAAAAAUCCAUAUUUUUACAAUGCUGCAUUUGAAUAUUGUGGAGCAAUCACAGAAGAGGUUUCCAUGUCCUGGACUAAUGUGCACUGUGAAUAUAGUCAUAACUGGAUUUGUGAAAUAAAGAAAGGAACACCCUUGAAACCAGAACCUCUGGACCCUUCUACCACAUAUGAAGUCACAGAAGAUGGCUGGAUUAUAAAAGGGGACAAACAAUAUUUUUUCAGCACAGAAAAGACCUCUAUGGAGAAAGCCAGAACAUUCUGCAAAAGCAGUCAUGGAGAUCUUGCUACAAUUGACAAUAAUAGUGAAAGAAAAUUUUUGUGGAAAUGUAUCUUAAAAAAUGGCAAAUUGGAGUCAUAUCUUAUAGGAUUAAUUCAGGAUGCUGAUCAACAGUUUAGUUGGAUGGAUGGAAGCCCAGUGCAUUAUGCAGCUUGGGCACAGGAUGAGCCCAAUUUUGCAAAUGCUCAAGAAAAUUGUGUGGUCUUAAAUAAAAAAGAUGGUUUGUGGAAUGACGUUAGUUGUGGGUUUUCAAAUGGCUAUAUCUGUGAGAGGCACAGAAGUUUUAUAAAUGCAACACUUCCUUCGGUGACACCUUCACCUCCUGGAGGAUGUCCUGGAGAUUGGCUUUUAUUUAAAAAUCAGUGCUACAAAUUUUUUGGCUCCUCCUAUGAAACUUGGAUUUCCGCAAGAAGAAAUUGUGUGAACCUUGGAGGAAACCUGGCAAGCAUACAUAAUGAACAAGUACAAGCUUUUCUCACUUACCAUUUGAAGAGUGUUUCAAAUGAUCCCUGGAUUGGCUUGAAUGAUAUACUCAGUGAACUCAACUUUGUUUGGACUGAUGGAAGUGCUGUCUCCUAUACAAACUGGGCUGCAGAUUCCCCAAAACUUGUAGAGCCUAUUUUGUUUGACAGUCUACGCCCAGAAGAUGGCCACAAUCGGCAACAGUUUGAUUGUGUUUCUCUGAAGAGAGGUCAUGCUGAUGACACAGGAAAAUGGAACAAUGAGGAGUGUUAUAAUUACAGAGGGUAUAUAUGCCAGAAGAAUAGUAAUCCUGAACUCUUUAAGUCAUCAGCAACAGUGCUGGACUUUGCUUUUGAUCAUUCCAGUGGCAUUAGCUACUCUCUCGUGCAUUCCAAAAUGAAUUGGGAGGAAGCACAGAAAAACUGCAAUAACAAUGCCUCAGAACUUGCCAGCAUUUUAAACCCAUUUAGCCAGGCACUGUUGUACUUACUUGCACAGGAAUAUGGAGAGCCUCUGUGGAUUGGUCUUAACAGCAAUGUGACCAACGGCAAGUAUCAAUGGAUCGACAGAUGGAGAUUGGUUUACAGCAAGUGGUCCAGUGGGGAACCAAAACAGACAUUAGCAUGUGUCUACCUAGACACUGAUGGCACCUGGAAGACAGCUCCUUGCAAGGAAAAACUCUCUUCUGUUUGUAAAAAAUCAGAUGUCAUGGCUCCUACUGAGCCCCCACAACUUCCUGGAAAAUGUCCUGAAUCAAAAGGGCAUAAAUCUUGGAUACCUUUCCAUGGUCACUGCUAUUACUUUGAGGCCUCAAGGAAAAGAAGUUGGUCUCAAGCUCAUCAGGAAUGUGCCCAACUAGCUGCUAAUUUGGUAUCAGUAGGAGACUAUACUGAAGCACACUUUCUGUCAGACACCAUUAAGAUACUCCACGGAAAGUCAGCGAACUUUUGGAUAGGGCUGAAGCAAAAUGACAGAGGUCAGUGGGAAUGGACAGACAAAUCUGCAAUGGAGUUUGUCAACUGGGAAAUAAGUGAGCCUUCAAACAACAGGCGUAAGAAGUGUGGAGAAGUAUUUGCAUUGUCUGGCUACUGGAACACCAAUGUCUGUUCUUUCAAAAAAGGAUAUAUCUGUAAAAAACAAAAAACUCUUGAAAACACAGAGAUUUCACCAGGAAAUACAGAAGGGAAAAUGGAGAAAGUACUUUCUGCCAGCAUUAUUUGGCUGUUCAUUCUUCUAGCCUUUUCUGUAGUUGGAGCUGGAAGUAUACUCUAUUUCUACUUGAAGAAGAAAAGACAAAACCUGCUACAUUUUUCAACUAGAAUGAGUGGAUCAGAAGCAACUAUGGACAUCCAAGAAAAAGAGGCACAUACUGACAUGUAGUCUGACAAAAUACCCAUAUGUUCCAACUAACAAAGGCUAGUCCAUGAAUCCACAAAAUCUUAUGCCAGCUUUGCAUAUUUCUACCCAGAUAAUAGUAUUCUCUCUUCAAAAAUAUAAAGUUCAUAGAUUUAUAUAAAUGUGCACAAUUCCAAAGUUCCCUCAAAAGUGUUAGAGACUAUUUUUGUUUAUUUAGUUUGGGGAUUAUAUACACAUUUUUCACAUAAAUGUGCACAGCUGAAAAAUUGGCUGCAGAGGUGUUAGGAGGAAACUCAAAAGAUACUUACUAUGCAAAAUAUUUUUUUUUUAACUGAGUGUAGAUUCUCCCUUUGGCUCCUAUCUUUCCAUUAUUUUUUCCUGCUGUAUUGCUUCAGUGUUAUCUAGUGUUUUAUUCAUGUAAAAGAUAUUAUACCACGUGCAUCGUGAAUUAAAUAUGAUUUCCUUAAUAAAAAAAAAUAGAUGGAAAGAUGGAAAAAAAUUAAAACACUCCUUUAUUCUUAAUUCUAGUCUGAAGUUUGGGAAUAAUUAUGCCAUUUCCUACAGCCUUGCACUUUUUUAUUAUUCUGUAAAUAUCAACAUUUUAAUGCCAGGUUCAAAUUAAUAAUAAUAAUGCAACAGUAGAUGAUCUUUCCAUUGAGUUUUAUUUCAGUAAUAAUGCUUCGAGUAUACAGUGAUGCCCCUUUUUAAAACCAAGCAUAUAUAAUAAAUGCCUGUGUUAUAUAACUCUCCAGUUAAAAGAAAGAAAAUCCUGUUGCAGCUUUGAAAAUAAACUCUUCAAUAUUUUUUUUUUUUGGUUAUAAUUUCAUUUGCUAAUCAUAGAAUCAUAGAAUCACUAGGUUGGAAAGGACCCACUGGAUCAUCGAGUCCAACCAUUCCUAACAAUUCCUAAACCAUGCCCUUCAGCACCUCAUCCACCUGUCCCUUAAACACCUCCAAGGAAGCGACUCAAGCACCUCCCUGGGCAGCCUCUGCCAGUACCCAAUGACCCUUUCCAUGAAUAUUUUUUUCCUGAUGUCCUGUCUGAACCUCCCCUGGUGGAGCUUGCAGCCAUUACCCCUUGUCCUGUCCCCUGUCACUUGGGAGAAGAGGUCAGCACCCUCCUUUUUACAAUCUCCUUUCAGGUAGUUGUAGAGAGCAAUAAGGUCUUUCCUUUAGGAAUGCUUAAGUUAGUUUUUUUUUCAAGGGCUGUCUUAAAACACGGGGCAGCCCUGAUAACAUGUUUCCUUCUAAGCUUUUAGGCUUUCAGUUUUUUUCCCCUGCAUGCCUUUUCUGGAUUGCUGGAUGGACACAGAUAAUUGUACAACUGUGGCUAAGUUCGUGAAUAAGUUUCACCAAUCACAGAUAUAGAAGGAUGUCUAAAGAGUGUAUGGUUUUUCCCUUUAUCAUAUAUCUGUGUGAUACUAAUUAAACAAGAGACCUAGGAAAAAUCAAACCAAACAAAAAAAAAAACCCACCCAAACAAAAACAACCAAAAAACAACCAAAAAUCUUUCCCUACAGGUUAUUUUAAAUAGAGUUAAAAUUUAGUAAACCAAAAGUAAAUUUUACAAUUAAUGUCCUGAGAACAUUAGUAAAGCCCAGAGAUAAAAGCCUUAUAUAAAAAGAAAUUCCUUGAAUUAAUAUAAUAAACCCUGCAAAAGCAACUCCUGUGACAAAGAAUAAGUCACUGUUGUUUUCAGGAGGAAAUAGGAAAUAGCUGAGGGAACUUUGCACAAAACUGUGUAGAUGAGAAAAACACCACCUGCUUCCCAUGGAGACAACUAGAGAAAAAAAACUGUUUCCUGAUAUGGGCUACAGAAACAUGUGAAUACAAAGUUACACUUGCAUUUUGGAUGAGUAAAUAGUGAAAGUGCUUUUCCUGUUCUGUACUUAACAACAGUAUAGGCUGCUGGAUCCUAUCAUAUAUAUAUAUAUAUAUAUGCACACUUUAGUAAAUGUGAUAAACUACUGUUACCUUUCCCAAAAGAAAGAAGGAAACGUCUAAUAGAAGAGACUACAUUUUUUAAAGUUAUUUGUAAGUUAACUGUUAAAGUUGGGAGCUCAUAACAGGAGUGUUCUAGUGAUCAAAUUCAGCAUACUUUGGACCUUCAGAGAAGGAGCAUGGCUGGUAUCACCACCACAUGGGAAGCACAGAGAGCUCCAGAGCUGGGCUGCUUUACAUGCUAGCUAUCUGCAUCAUCACCUGUAGUCUUCUGACGCAGACACGUUUUUAUGUACAGAUGUAUUGUAGUUAGAUGGAACAUCAUGCAUGAGCAAGAAAUAGACAGGAUCACAGCAAAUUAGGCAUAAGCUAUGUUAGUGAUCCCCUUGCAAGAAACUGAAAUACCACAAAGGCUGAUCCGAAGGCCUCGACUGUUACAGAAACGUGAAAGACAGAGAGCGCUGUCAUGAAAACAGCAGUGAAAAUGGGUGAGGGCAGAGCGACCCAAAACAGUGGUACUCAUACCUGGGAAAAGGGCUGAGAGGAGGGCCACAGCCCUGAGCAAACCUGAUGUGUCACAAAGGCACUGUCAUUGUUAGAUGUUGCUUGCAGCGCAGGACAGCAUUGCCAUAGGUCAUUCAAUCUACUGAGCCGCAAACAGCUGAACAGCCAGCAUGGCAGAGACCAAUGCAUCUGAACACUGACUCCUCUGUGCUUGUGUUUUGGACUGGGUAUUGGAUAUGACUAAGAUAUUGGCCACAAUCCUCAUGUAUUGCUCAGACACAGAAGAAGGCUGAAUUUUACUUGUUUAAACUGCACAGGGCAGAAGAGACCCUUAUCCCUUUCAUUGUUUAAUCCUGUUGUUUCUUCCCAAGUCAGUUGUUUGCAUGUUUCUCUUUUCAAAAAAUCCUUUAUGCUUAAAGCCACUGUCAGUUCAGUGCUUGGGAUAAGAAAAGCACUGCUUAUUAUGACUGCUUUGGUUUAAAUUAGCUUCAGAGUGGAGAACAAAAGACAUCCCAGAACUGUUGCCAGUUUUUUUACUGGCGUGCAUACGUAUUUGUGUAGGAUUUUUCCUCUGAUUUUCUUAAUUAAAUAAAUCCUGACUUUCCUCACCAGUUUCUGAAGGACACACCACUUCCUCUGUAGCUAGACUGCGAUCAUUUUGUUAUGGGCACAUGUAAUUCAGUAACAGAAAUACAGAAACCUUCAUCUUCUUGCAGCCAAAGGAAAAGUUUUAUUUUUCAGCUGUGGUCACAGAAGAGUUGGCAUCAUAUAGUGUUCAAGGGAUGUAUGGAAUUACAACUAAUUUGUUGUCUCAAAAUCAAGUCAGUCCUUGGCAAACUAAUCUUUUCAAUUUUGUAUGCUCGUUUGGUUUUGCAUAUGUUAGAACAUUUUGUUUCUGAUACUACUGCUACACAAAGGACUAAACUGUUGACAGAAUGGAAGAUUUUAGUAUAGACAAGACUGUCACUGCUGGCUGUGGUUGGUUUUAUCUGUAAACUUUCCUGGUUACAUUUAGCUGAGGCCUAUCCAGACAAUCAUGGCCACGUUGGAAUGCCUUACAAGAGAAAGACCAGCUGUAGCAUCACAGUGAAUAGUGAGCCCCUGGAGAUAGCAAAUGCACUACCCCGAGUAAUAAAACCUAGUCCUCACGCUUUCGACCCUUCUGGUAUCAGUCAAACAAUGAAUCCAAAAAGCUAUCACAAAAAAUUUUGUCUUCUUGUUGCAGUCCAUCAAUUAUGUAUGCACUAAUUUUGUUUAAUUAAUUUAUAUUCUGCUAGCUGUCUGUUUAUUAAAGCCUUUAGAAGGUAUCAGUGGGCAUACAUCAGACCAGACCAGAUCUUGGCCAUGUCAUUUACAUACGCUUUAUGAACUAUACCAGAUUUUUAACAUGCAAAUUCAUUGAUGCAUUGUAAAAAUAAUUUUCAGUCUUUGGAGUAUUGUAAGCAUUUUAAACAUUAAGAAAAACAGAAGUAAAUUGUACCCGGUAAUACUUGAAGGCUUUUUUCCAUUACUUACAUAUUACACACAAAGUAAGAUACUGGACACAUUUUCACACACUCUUUUCCUCAUUUAUUGUGAUAUUCAUUUGCAAUGAGUACACCGUCUCUUCCAUACAUAUUCUCAGUGAUCUAAGACACCUGAAGGGGAUGGAAUUAAUCUCGCAUUAUGCAGAUCUGUAAAAUGUAGACAUAUCUAGAAAAAAUAACUUACCCAAGGUCCUCACUGUGGUGAACACAGAGAAAUAGGCACAUUGAGGUUCAAUUACUUGAUCCACUCUAGAGACUGAUGAGAACCUCUAAACUCUCACCGACACAGAGAAAGCCCAAACCAAUUAUCUCCCAGUAACUGAGUACUGCAGAAUCCAGUUCUUAAUGAUAGCUUAUGCAAUCUGACACAGCACACACUAAUUGUAUUUUGUUGAUUGCCUUUAACAUCAAUAGCUCCAGAAAACAACAAUCAACCAGUUCCGGUAGAUUUACACCACACACCCUCCAUUUGAAAAGCAUUACUUUUGGAAACAAAGCUUCUGUUGAAUAAAAAAUUUCUGUCAAUUUUAUUUUUCUUAAUAAUUCAUGUGAAAUAAACUCCCAAGGCAACCAUUUGCCUUUGCACUCUGGUGAGCACUCCCCAGCCCAGUUCCAGAAUGUGUGAGAAAUUAGUGAAUUGUGCCUGCUUAUAGCCCUGAUAAAAUCUCCGUAUUUAAAGUACACCCAGUUCUGCUUCCUUUAGCAGCAGCUGAUGUGUACAGUACACCAGUGAAGGCUUAGGCUUGAGAAGGUUAAGUUGUUCUGGGGAUCAGAAAUGAACACUGCUGCUUAUAUCUCCAUCACUGAUGCAUAUAUCUGAGGAAGAAACACAGAGAAUAAAAGUCUUCUAUUAAUUUCUGUUUACUAAGAAUUUUUCAAUUUUUAUUUCAGCUAAAUCUGCCCCAAAUUUAUUUUUAAUUUCUGUAAGCCCCAUUUCUGUUUACUGUAUCAUAGCUUUAACCAUAAAGAAAUCAGAAAUAUCGCUUAAUCAUCUUA
This is a messenger RNA of Cuculus canorus (common cuckoo), 9337 nucleotides long. RefSeq names its product macrophage mannose receptor 1. The record is from RefSeq and is a predicted model, not a curated record. The transcript has 30 exons. NCBI's taxonomy places the organism in Eukaryota, Metazoa, Chordata, Aves, Cuculiformes, Cuculidae. Gene Ontology annotation, molecular function: signaling receptor activity. Bases 69 to 4394 code for a protein of 1441 amino acids.